Messenger RNA from Capronia epimyces CBS 606.96, 1038 nucleotides. RefSeq lists its product as uncharacterized. NCBI's taxonomy places the organism in Eukaryota, Fungi, Ascomycota, Eurotiomycetes, Chaetothyriales, Herpotrichiellaceae. Gene Ontology annotation, molecular function: protein binding. The record is from RefSeq and is a predicted model, not a curated record. Bases 1 to 1038 code for a protein of 345 amino acids. The transcript has a single exon.
AUGUCCUUCAACUUCAAAGCCGCAGGGCCCAAGACUCGCCCGGACCCUGCAAAGCCUCCGGCCGGUGCGACGCACCCGUCGCCUACGGACGCUACGCCUCUUCCACCAGCAUGGUCGGCGUCACGGCGGUCCUCGAGUUCCUCGACAGCCUCGUUCCAUUCUGCGCGGUUUCCGGCCGACGAAGAGAGCCGCAUGGUCUCGUCCUCCCACGAGAUCAAAUCACAGGCCAACCUGCAAUUUGCGAAGCACGACUACUCCUCAGCGAUCGGCACCUAUGACCGGGCACUGGCAGAACUGCCUAACUAUCUGGACUACGAGAUGGCCGUGUUGCAUAGUAACAUAGCGGCAUGUCAUUUGAAGCUGGAGCAAUGGAAAGAGGCCGUCGAAAGCUGUGAGAAAGGGCUGGAGGGUCUGGAGAGGGAACUGCCCACGAAACCCAAGGCGAAAUCCAAAGCAAAGAAAGAUGCUGGUGCAAAGACACGGAAGGGACCAGAAAACAGACCGAGGUUGAAUUCUGAUAGUGACACUGAGUCUGAAUCGGCGUCCUCGCCCCGCAUACCAGACACCACUCCGCAAAAUCAAGACGAUGCUGUGGUCGAACUCCCUUCUGACGCGGACGAAACUGCCACUCUCGCGGCCCUGGAAUCUUUACAACUUUCCGAUGCCCGCAAGGCAGACAUCCACCGAAUCCGCACCAAACUCCUCCUCCGUCGUGCUCGCGCCCGAUCUUCUGUUGAACCACAAAACUGGUCCAAUUUGUCCGCUGCGCUGGAAGACUACAAGACGCUAUCGGCGCCCGAAUACUUCACCGGUCUCCCGUUGGCGGACCAGAAAACGGUACGGCAAGCGCUUGUGACACUACCACCGCGCGUGAACAAGGCCAAGGAGCAGGAAGUCGGCGAUAUGAUGGGCAAGUUGAAGGAACUGGGGAAUGGCCUGUUGAAGCCGUUCGGACUGAGCACGGAUAACUUCAAUGUCGUGCAGGGCGAGGGAGGCGGGUACAGUCUCAGUUUCGACGGCGCCGCCGGAAAAAAGUAA